AUGGCAUCCGCUUCUGAGGAGAUUACCCCCAAGAUGGAUCAGCGGUCGGACAAGUCGGUCCCUCACUCAGCGAGCGACGUUGAGAAGCAGGCCGCCGCACCCAAGGAUGAGCUACAGCGCAAGCUUUCAUCCCGACACUUGCAGUUCGUAGCUAUCGGCGGCACAGUAGGAACUGGUGUCUUCAUCGCCAGCGGUGGCUCUAUCGCUACUGCUGGUCCCGCUGGAGCACUUUUGGCUUACGUUUUCGUUGGAACCCUGGUCUACUCUGUCAUGCUCAGUCUGGCUGAGAUGGCUACCUACCUACCCAUCUCUGGUGCAUUCACACAGUAUGCUGCUCGCUUCGUUGACCCUUCGCUUGGUUUCUCUAUGGGAUGGAUCUACUGGUUUUCAUGGUCCAUUACCUAUGCGCUCGAACUCACAGCCGCCGGUCUUAUCAUCCAAUGGUGGGACUCGGACCUCAGCAUCGGCAUCUUCAUCACCAUCUUCUGGGUACCAAUCACCGCCGUCAACUUUUUGCCCGUCGACAUCUUCGGCGAAUUCGAAUUUUGGUUCGCACUGAUCAAGGUUGUCGCCCUUGUUGGCUUCUGGAUCUACGCCAUCUGCAUGAACGCAGGUGUUGGCGCGCAGGGCUACAUCGGCUUCAAGUACUGGGACUCACCCGGUGCUUUCGCCCCGUACCUCGCGGAAGGAGCUGUUGCCAAGUUUGUCGGUUUCUGGGCUGUUCUCAUCCAGGCUGGUUUCGCGUACCAGGUCACCGCUGCCAUGGGUCUGCUGGCCUACAUGAACCUCAGCUCCAACGGUGGAGAGGCUUUCAACUGGCUCCUCAACAUUGUCUCAGUCGCAGGUUUCAUCGCCUGGACUUGUGUAUUGGUCUGCCACCUCUCCUUUAUGCGCGCGCUGAAGGCCCAAAACAUUGAUCGCGAUACCCUCCCUUUCAAAUCAUGGGGUGGCCGCCCUCUUGCCAUCUACGGUGUCACUUUCUGCGCCAUCAUCACCAUCACCCAAGGUUUUACCGCAUUCGUCCCGUGGAGCACCGAAGACUUCUUCAUCGCAUACAUCAGUUUGAUCCUCUUCGCUGUUCUUUACCUUGGUCACAAGAUUGUUACCAGGAGCAAGUUCAUCAACCCUGCUGAAGCUGACCUUCUUACUGGAAAGUUCGAGGACGAAGAAAGUGAAACUUGGGAAGAGUCUUCCGCCAGUGGAUGGAAGAAGUUUAUGAACAAGUUCUUAUAG
This is a messenger RNA of Alternaria atra, 1233 nucleotides long. RefSeq lists its product as uncharacterized. The transcript is spliced from 2 exons. Gene Ontology annotation, cellular component: membrane. The record is from RefSeq and is a predicted model, not a curated record. The coding region runs from base 1 to 1233 and encodes 410 amino acids. Gene Ontology annotation, biological process: amino acid transmembrane transport. Lineage: Eukaryota; Fungi; Ascomycota; Dothideomycetes; Pleosporales; Pleosporaceae. Gene Ontology annotation, molecular function: amino acid transmembrane transporter activity.